CCUUGGAUCGGUUGCUCACUGCUGGGAAUCUUCGCCUCGUGGAUUUUCCGCAUUCCCUGCUGCUCCACGGCCCCGGUGCCGUCUUCCGCGGAAGCCCCAUUUUGAAGGAAUGUUUGGACAGCAAAAGCCAAAUCUCAUGAUCCAAGCCCAGAAGCUUCAGUUUUCGAAGGUGUUGUGAAAGGAAGGCUUGGAGAGCAAUAUUGUGAGGAUGGCCAGAAGGAGAGGAAGGAGGAGACCCAAGGAGGACAGGAAGGAGCAGAGCAAGGAAGAGAGGGAAGGAGAAGAGCAAGAAGGACUGCAAGGAUGCAGGCAAGGAAGAAACAAUCAAUUUUCGAAACCACAGUUCCAGGCGCCCUGGCACAGCGCAGCCCUGGGAGGUGACGGCCGCGGGGUCCCAGUGGCAGCUGCGUGGAGAUGGGGCCAUGUGGCUGGCGGAGAGGGACCAGUUUCAGGUGGAUUUCUAUCUUUGCCCCGAAGCUGCCAUGGGCCAUAAACUCCCGGAGCACCUGCACGUCGUCCAGACCAAGUUGGCUGGGCGUGCCUCGCAGACUGAGGCGGAGAUUCCGAAGGGCGCAACCAUUUUUCAAGAAGCGCCCUAUAUGGUGGCCUGCGACCGUGCGGACCCGUUUGGUUCGCGCUAUCGAGCGGUUGAGUAUGCCGCUAGUCGCCAGCCAUCGGUGGUGAAGGCCUUUCAGAAGCUUUGUGCCGAUGGAUUGGAGACCCAAGAGGCGUGUUUGGAGCAAGCAGCCGCAGUGUCGCAAGCAUCUGAGAAGUCUGAGAACUCUGAGGACAUUGCCAUGGUUUUGGCUCGCUGGCAGAGCAACUGCCAGCUUCCUGUUCCAAGAGCUUCUGGUAUCUACAAGUUCCACUCCUUUUUACAGCACUCCUGCGCUCCGAACUGCGCUGUGGGUGUCCUCUUUUCCACUGGCGAAGUCUUGGUGCGAGCACUGCACACGAUUUCAGCCGGGGAAGUGCUGACACGGAACUACGAGAGAGAAGGAUUUCUUCAACUGACUCUUUCAGAACGACGUCACCUGAAGGUCCGCGGCCAUGCCUUUGCCGUCGGUGUCUCCAGGACGCCGAAGCCGCCGAAGUGGAGGAGUUCGGCGGAACCCCGGAACGACGUUUCCAAAAAGGUCAUGGCCAGUGCGGGCGAUCAGUCCUACCGAAAUGGAGUUUGGAAGAGAAAUGAGAAGUUGGUUUACCUCUCCAACUUCCUUCACAUGACCCUGUACACCAUGUGCUUUGGGGGAAUUUUUGACAUUUUUCUCUACCACCUCUCACAAGAUCAGCAGGUCAUCCUUGAAAAUCGCAUUACCGUGGGAGGCACCGGCCGUCCUCCGCCAAUUUUCGAGGUGAACACGUACAGCAACUUCGAACUCACCUUCUCCAUCAGACCGUUUGAAGCAGUCAGCUAUCCAUCAACCUCCAAUUGUUCCAGUCUCUACACUUGUGGUACGUCAAUUCUACACAUCACCGAUGGCACUGGCAAUGGCGACUGUUGCCAGGUGGGAAACCGAAUACCCUUCGCGUAUUUCACCAACGGAACGACCAAGCUGCAACUCUCCAUGGAUGCGCUGGGUCAGAACGAGACCUUAGAUCGUAGGUCCUAUGACAAGCUGCAGCAUUGUGCCGCUCCGAAGGAGCUGCCGCUGCAUCAGUGGAGCAACAUCAAGUUGAAGGCCAGUGGUGUGGAGCACUCCAAGGGACAAAUUGAACACUCCGAUGGCGGCAUGAUCAUGUUCAUUAACGAAGAGAAGGUGUGUGAAGUGCCGGGAACGGCAUAUCAUACACUUCCCAGUCGUCGCGCGGCAAUGCUGUUCCUGGGAUCUCUGCAAAGCCCACCUUUGAGGCUCCAAGACCAGCACCUUCCGGCGAAGGUGGAGAUUCGAAAUGUGAAAUAUGGCAAGCCGGCGUCCAAUCUCUUCGUCGGCCUGGCCAACAGUGCGCAAGGCAUCUUGUCAAUUCUACUGAUGUAUCCCAUUGGCUGGAUCGGAGACAAGACCAAUCGCUACUAUUUGCUGCGUUGGAACGUGCUGAUCGCGGCCAUUUCAGGCGUGGCAAUGCUUGCAGCAGUGUACACCUCGAAUUUGCUAUGGCUCUUCAUCGGCAUUUGCAUCUUCACCUGGUACCAACAGACGAUCUCCUCGACCAUCUACGCCUGCUUGGCUGACAAUGUUAUUGGAGAACGCCGCACUCGAGCUGGCGUGAACUACAAGACAUUCUCCGCCCUGGCCAUGUCCUUUGGCCCGGCCAUCCAGCUCUGCGUGGUCUUUUGGGGACCCAAGGAACAGGAUGCAUGGAGCAGCUCAACCUUUGAAUUACUGCUGCUGCCAGGUUGGUUGUUGCUGCCGAUGAUUGGCGUGGCUGUCACCAUGAUGGUGCCCGUGGGAAAGGAGCUGAGUGAGAUCCCCAAUACGGAUGAUGCUCACCAGUGUCCCCGCAGCCCAGUGAGGGCAAAGAUUAGCGAGGCUUGGUUAGAGCAAAGUGUUUGCUUUUCUCUCAAACGACGUUUUGUGGUGGCUUUGUCGGUGAAUGUCUUUUUCAUUGCUACAUUGCUGGCCAAUGGCAUGACGGUUCGAUACUUCAGCUUGUAUUUCACUCAAGUUUUAAGGUUUAGCCCCGCCCAGCUGUGCAUGCUGAAUGCCGUGUGCAGGCUUUUUAUUGCCGCCUUUGCACAGCUUGGGAAACCUUUGUCAGUACUGUUGGGUCGCUGCAAUUUGGCCUUGGUCCUGCACAUAGGAUCUGCAAUUGCGACCUUGGGCAUCUAUGGUGGGGGUUUCUUCAAUCCUUCAGUGCUUUGCGCAUGCGCUUGCUAUUUGCUUCGCUUUGCAUGUUUACAUGCCCGAGAUCCGGUGCUCUAUUCCAUCACCAUGGAUUGUGUACCUCAAAGCCAGCGAAGCCGCUGGGCUGCGCUGAACUCGCUGCGCACCUUGUCUUUCAGCGCCUCGGCCGUGCUUGGCGGCUUCUUGGCGGAUCGACACGGCUAUCAGUUCUCCUUCACGGUGACCAUCAUUUUGUUAUUGGCUUGCACGAUUUUCAUGUUGCCAGCAAUCCUAUGGUUUCCACGAAAGGAGGGCGAGCAAGCCCAGGCCUCCUCCGAUUCGCUCAUCGAGGAGAAUGAGGAGACGCCGGAGGCGGAGGUGCAAGCCGCCCCGUCGCGACCACUGUGAGUGGAGUAGUAGAUCAGUGCUGAUGCCCUG
Messenger RNA from Cladocopium goreaui, 3203 nucleotides. Lineage: Eukaryota; Dinophyceae; Suessiales; Symbiodiniaceae. The record is from the annotation of a GenBank genome assembly.